Neurospora tetrasperma FGSC 2508 is the source of this 1871-nucleotide messenger RNA. RefSeq lists its product as uncharacterized. Gene Ontology annotation, molecular function: ATP binding; protein serine/threonine kinase activity. Gene Ontology annotation, biological process: mitotic DNA damage checkpoint signaling; protein phosphorylation. Bases 1 to 1581 code for a protein of 526 amino acids. Lineage: Eukaryota; Fungi; Ascomycota; Sordariomycetes; Sordariales; Sordariaceae. The transcript has 2 exons. The record is from RefSeq and is a predicted model, not a curated record. Gene Ontology annotation, cellular component: nucleus.
AUGGCGGCCAUUACCUCAACACGUCGCCAACGAGAAGAAGAGCACUUCCGCUUACACCAAGAUGCGCCCUCCACUCAGGAUACCGAAAUGAGCGAGGAGGCAGAGCAACAACACCAUUACAGCAACACUGGCCGCCAUGACGCCCACAACGUGGACGAACAUGAACACGACGACGAGGAAGAGGAGGAGCAGCGACAGGCCGAAGAGGAGGUUGAAGCAAGCAGUGCUACAGAGGGCGAAGGGGAGCAACAGGAGGAUCAACACGAGGACGAAGACGAUGACCAAGAUUCGGUCUCUUCCGACAGCUCAGACGACGGCAUUGUCGACCCCAACAUUCAGGACGACAUGGAGAAACUCCAAAACACCUUUCCAAAUUUCCGACAGCAAUACCGGCUGAUCAAGCGCAUUGGAGAAGGCACCUUUUCGACCGUUUACAAAGCCGAAGACCUCGUCUACGAUCAGUACGACAAUUCGUGGGACUACGAACAAGAAAGUGACAAGUGGGCGCCUCCCCCUCUCAGGACAUACGGACGCAGCUCGGGCUCCAGUAUGACCAGUCGCCCACGACGCAAACCCAAAUAUGUCGCCAUCAAGAAGAUCUACGUCACCUCCUCUCCCACCCGUAUUCUGAACGAGCUCGACUUGCUACACGACCUGCGCGGCUGCACAUCAGUCUGCCCCCUAAUCACGGCCUUCCGCGAGACCGACCAGGUUAUUGCUAUCCUCCCUUACUUCCGCCAUGCCGACUUCCGCGAAUACUUCCGCAAGAUGACACCUACGGAUAUCGCCAUCUACCUGCGGUCCCUCUUCACUGCUCUCGAGAGCGUCCACCGCCACAAGAUCCUUCACCGUGACAUCAAACCCACAAACUUUCUCUACGACCCCGCCACCAGGCGCGGUGUUCUCGUCGACUUUGGUCUUGCCGAGCGUGAGGGGUCCGAAUGCAAACCCUGCCUCUGCCAUGAGGAUUCGACCACCCGGCGCAACCGCCUCCGCACCGCCCACCUCAACUCCAGUGUGCCGCACAACGGCUACCCGAAACAAGACACGCGCCCCUCGCGGCGCGCCAACCGCGCUGGCACCCGAGGCUUCCGUGCGCCCGAAGUGCUGUUCAAGUGUACGGAGCAAACCACCAAAAUCGAUAUUUGGUCUGCCGGCGUGAUCCUCCUCACCAUCCUGUCCAAACGCUUCCCCUUCUUCAACUCAGCCGACGAUGUCGAAGCCAUGAUCGAGAUUGCCACCAUCUUCGGUAUUAAGCGCAUGCGACAGGCCGGCCAGCUCCAUGGGUGCAUGUUUGAGACGACCAUCCCGACGAUAGGUACGCAGGGGUUCAGUUUUGAGCGCAUUAUUCUCUGGAGCACGUGUCGGGAUACGGGCGUCAAGAUGCCCGAGGAUGAGAAAUUGGCGGUGGAGUUUUUGGCCAAGUGUAUGGACCUGGAUCCAGCGAGGAGAAUUAGUGCAGAGGAUGCAUUGAAUCAUCCCUUUCUGCAGAUGGGAUUAGAGAAGGAACAUGGCGGAAGCCAAAGUGGCGAGGAAGAGGAAGAGGCGGAGGAGGAUGAGAUGGAUAUCUUGCGGGUUUAGUGGCCUGGGUUCACGGAUUGUCUCCGGAGUAUUGUAUGACAUUGAUUGGCGAGGUGAGACAGUCCAAGGAGGGUGCGAAAGGUUAAAGGCGUUCAACCGGGAAUGGUAGCAUAAUAGGCGCAGGGCGUUGCAAGUUCAUAUUGGUGUAUGAAUUACUUAAAGUCGGGUCUGGCGGAUUCAUGAUUAGAUACGGUUUUAGAUACCAACCGAUCGCAUUGGCGCAGGGAGGUUGUUACUGUAGGUAGGCACAAUGCCUUAGCAUAGAGGUAUUCAUCGAUCUUGUUGCUGGA